Monodelphis domestica (gray short-tailed opossum) is the source of this 1888-nucleotide messenger RNA. It is a transcript of the gene CHST12, whose product is annotated as carbohydrate sulfotransferase 12. The record is from RefSeq and is a predicted model, not a curated record. Gene Ontology annotation, biological process: carbohydrate biosynthetic process; proteoglycan biosynthetic process. Gene Ontology annotation, molecular function: sulfotransferase activity. Lineage: Eukaryota; Metazoa; Chordata; Mammalia; Didelphimorphia; Didelphidae. Gene Ontology annotation, cellular component: membrane.
GAGCCCGGGAAAUGGGGCGGCCUCUUUAGGAUCCGCUACUCGCGGGGCGGCGGCGGGAUUGAUGGACGAGGUGAGGCGAGGCCACGGCGGAGAGGAGCGAGGCUGGGCGAGGAGGGGAGAAGAGAAGCGAGGCUCCUCACUACAGCACAAUGUCUGAUCCCUGUGUAGAGCAAAAGUGAACCUGAGUGAAAGGGGGGAACUUCCCCUUACCAUCACAGACAGAAUGACCAAGAUGAGACUCUUGAGACUUUGGAUUGUCCUGGGAUCUGUCUUUAUGAUCCUUUUGAUCAUUGUUUACUGGGACAAUGUGGGUACAGCUCACUUCUACUUACACACAUCAUUUUCCAGACCUCAUCCUCCAGGGGCUCUCCCUACCACUGGAAAGGAUGAAGAGAGAGAAUUUGUAUCAGAUGUAGAUGAAUUUCUAGAUAAACUCCUUAGUUCUAGUGGGAGACAGAAUGACCCCUUAUGGAAAAAGACUGAACAGCCUCCUCUUCCUGGCUCCAGUAAACCUAUUCUGGGCAAUAUGGAAGAGAAUGUAAGAGGUUAUGAUUGGUCUACUCAUGAUGCUAAGCAGAACCCAGAUCAGGAAAAGCUUCAGGCAGAGAGGAGAAAUAUGUUGCGGGAAUUUUGUGCCAACUCCAGCUUGGUCUUUCCUACUAAGAAUCGUUCUUUUGAUGAUAUUCCCAAUUAUGAAUUGAAUCACCUAAUUGUGGAUGACCGCCAUGGAAUCAUUUAUUGCUAUGUGCCAAAGGUGGCCUGUACCAAUUGGAAACGAGUAAUGAUUGUUCUAAGUGAGAGCCUCCUGGAUCAGGGAAUCCCAUAUAAAGAUCCUUUAGACAUUCCCCGGGAACAUGUCCACAACACCAGUACUCAUCUCACUUUCAAUAAAUUCUGGAGGCGGUAUGGGAAAUUUUCACGUCACCUCAUGAAGAUUAAGCUGAAGAAGUAUACCAAAUUCUUGUUUGUUCGUGACCCCUUUGUGCGUCUCAUCUCAGCCUUUCGGAGCAAGUUUGAGCUGGAGAAUGAUGAAUUCUAUAGGAGAUUUGCAGUUCCCAUGCUGAAAUUGUAUUCUAACCACACUAGCCUCCCCACCUCUGUCAGUGAGGCCUUCAGUGCUGGCUUGAAGGUCUCAUUUUCUGACUUUAUUCAGUACUUACUUGACCCACGGACAGAAAAGCUGGCUCCCUUCAAUGAGCAUUGGAGACAGGUGUACCGCCUGUGCCACCCUUGCCAGAUUGACUAUGACUUUGUGGGGAAGCUAGAGACCCUGGAUGAAGAUGCAGCUCAACUGUUGCAACUUCUCAAAGUGGACAAACAGCUUCAUUUCCCCCCUAGUUAUCGGAAUAGGACUGCUAGUAGCUGGGAGGAAGAUUGGUUUGCCAAAAUCCCUUUAGCCUGGAGACAACAGCUUUAUAAGCUUUAUGAGGCUGACUUUGUUCUCUUUGGUUACCCCAAGCCUGAAAACCUACUUAAAGAUUAAGCAAUAUGAGGAAAGUCCCCUAAACCAAAAAACUUGUAUUUUUAUUUAAAAAAAAAAUUAAAGUUCUUUUGUAUCAUGAUUUUUUUUUUCUCACUGAAGACAGACCUUAAUUAAGUAUCAUGGCUAUUAAUUUUUUUCCCCUUCUGCUUUUCCCUCCCUGUUUGCUCCUUUUCCAGAUUGCCCCUACCAGUAGAGUCACAGAAAAGACUGGAAUUGACUGCAAACAAUGUAAUUUUUAUUUUUUAAUAACUUGGGACUUUGCCAUCUGGACACACACAUUCUUUACUCCAUUGCCUGUGUUCUUUGAAUUACUUUGUUAAUAUUGUUUUUUAAAUUAAUAUAUUUCAGAUAUUUAAUAUGAAAUAUGGAAAAUGAAACGAUGGAGUAAAAUAUCAUGUUAACUUU